Molecule: messenger RNA, 1995 nt
Organism: Dichotomopilus funicola
Lineage: Eukaryota; Fungi; Ascomycota; Sordariomycetes; Sordariales; Chaetomiaceae
Exons: 2
Coding region: 1-1995 (664 amino acids)
Source: RefSeq, a predicted model, not a curated record
AUGGCCGAUAUGGUCAACCAAGCCGACCAAGCGGGCAAUCCGCCGUCUCUUAACAAUCGAACCGCCAUUUUGCUCGAAGACGACGACCGCGCCGAGUCGCCUACCGACCUUGCGAUGCCCAUGUAUCGCCGACAGCCUAAUGGACAAUCUCAGACAAGCAGCCCAUCUCAAGACCAGACUACCAUUGUCCAAUCGGUUUCUGCUUCUCAGAGCGCCGCGUCGUCGCCGGAUGCCCAGCCGACCGCUCAGCCCUCGGUCACCCCUGCGCUGAACAACAACUCCAAUGCUGAUACCGUUGCCGCUCUCCCCGCCGCGGCGGUUCCCACUGCGACUGUUCCCGCCGUCGCUACAGCCCCUAUUUUGGCCGCUCAGUCCGCACCGGCUGUCGCAGCUUCGGGUGCCAUCUUCCAGGCCAACCCGGCCAACAACCCGGCGGUGGGGUUCCGUCUUCAUGACAACCUCAUUGCUAUGGCGGUCCCUCGCCUAUGCGAUACCCGCCGCCGCCUCUUCAACGAAAUAAACAUCCACGAGGCCCGCGUUUGCAAAUUCAUGGACGAUUGCAACAUCAGCAGGGAAGCCAAUGGAGAAAUCCCAUGGCGCAAAUCCAUGUCACAUAUUUUUGGCCGCAACAAAAACUGCACCCGCGCGAUUCCGGAGAACGUGUGGAUGUGGGUCUGCCGCAAGCACUAUCAGCGCGCUCGCUACCGGAAUGAUCAUGAGUACAACAUAAAGUUGUGCCGUAUGGUCGAGAUCCAGGUCCUACGCCUUGAGGCCUGGAGCAACUACAACAUGGACACUGGUGCCAUUGACGAUGGCAUCGUCGUGGAUUGGACCCUGGCUGUUCGCCGUCGCGAGCAGCUCCGCCUAAACGAUGAGACCAAGUCUCGUAAGCGCAAAUCUCCUGACGAGGAUGACGACGAUGUGGACCCGGCGGCCGCCGCGGAAAUGGACCUCAGUCUUGUCCCGCAGUGGAUUCUGGCGGUGGUGGGCAGUGGCAAGCCCACACUAGAGAUCAUUCGCAUUGUCGCUCGCAUCCACAGCGAGCUAGAGGGCGGCAUUCUGACCCAUUUCCCGGAUAUCGAAAUCCUCCCCAACAUUACCGGUACCAGGGCUAAGCCUAGGCAGACUAGGGGCGGAUCAGGCUCUGGCCCUGGCCCCGACAAGAAGGGUCGCAGGGUGCAGCAGCCCAAGCGUCAACGCUCUAACGAGAGCGACCAUCGCGCGGAGCUCCCCGAUGACGGUUCUCGCGGAAAUGUUGGUGAUCUUCAGCGUUUCCCUCCCCGGGGAGCUCCCGUGCCCAACCACUACGGCGGCGCCCCGAACUUCCAGAGCAUGUACCCCGCUCCACCGCCCCAGCCGGCUCACCAUCGUUCCGCCUCGCUAGGCACCAACAACUACAACCAGUAUGCCCAGCAACCAGUGGGUUAUGGUGGGUAUGGCCAGAACGACUAUAACACUGGCUCAUAUUUCGCCGCCCAGGCCAGCCAGCCCCAGAAUGGGUACUGGACACCGGACUACGAUGCUCGCCAGCGUAGAUUGCAACAGGCUAAUACAUCCUCCUACCCUCCGCCGAACAACGGCUACAUGCCGCCGUAUGAUAGCGGCUACCAGGGUGUCCCUUCGGGACCUGCUCCUCCCGUCAGCGCAGCUAAGCACUCGCGCAACCUGAGCACUCCCAUUCGCCCUACCCAGCCCGCGAUGGGUAACGAUCGCCCCGCCUAUCCUGGCUCAAUGUACCAGUCGGGCUACCCUUCGGAGCGAGACCAGCGACCGCGCUACGAUCCCGCCUCUCGCUACCCAGCCUACACCGGUCUCCCGAUUCCUGGCGUCAACACCGGGGCUGACUCCAUGGGCCACGCCCCCGCUGCGUCGACCACCGGUCCUCGUCUUGCCCUCCGCGGCGGUCCGCCUGGCCCCUCUGCCCCUGGCUCGGGUCCCAGCGCUUCGGGCCCGGAGGGUUAUGAAUACCCGCCCAUUUCCAACCCCCGACCUUAA